Dermochelys coriacea (leatherback sea turtle) is the source of this 473-nucleotide messenger RNA. Its product is annotated as 40S ribosomal protein S15-like. The record is from RefSeq and is a predicted model, not a curated record. Gene Ontology annotation, molecular function: structural constituent of ribosome. Gene Ontology annotation, cellular component: cytosolic small ribosomal subunit; ribosome. Gene Ontology annotation, biological process: ribosomal small subunit assembly; translation. NCBI's taxonomy places the organism in Eukaryota, Metazoa, Chordata, Testudines, Dermochelyidae.
CUACCAUCUGAAGAGACACAGCCAAGAUGACGGAAGUCAAACAGAAGAAGAAACGGACCUUUAGGAAAUUCACUUACAGAGGUGUUGAUCUGGAUCAGCUCCUCAAUAUGUCCUACGAGCAGCUGAUGCAGCUGUACAGCGCUCGCCAGUGCAGGCAUCUGAACCGCGGCCUGCGUCGUAAGAAGCAUUCCCUCCUGAAGCGUCUUCACAAGGCCAAGAAGAAGGCCCCUCCCAUGGAGAAACCAGAGGCAGUCAAAACUCACCUGCAUGACAUGAUCAUCCUCCCCAAGAGUGGCGUAUACAAUGGCAAAACCUUCAACCAGGUGGAAAUCAAGCCCGAGAUGAUUGGCCACUACCUGGGCAAGUUUUCCAUCACUUACAAGCCAGUGAAACAUGGCAGACCUGGUAUCGGUGCUACCCACUCAUCUAGGUUCAUUCCUCUGAAUGGAAUGAUGCUUCGGGAAAAUGUUUAG